Sphaeramia orbicularis (orbiculate cardinalfish) is the source of this 2648-nucleotide messenger RNA. RefSeq names its product ATG16 autophagy related 16-like 1 (S. cerevisiae) (gene atg16l1). The transcript has 21 exons. Gene Ontology annotation, molecular function: protein binding; protein-membrane adaptor activity. Lineage: Eukaryota; Metazoa; Chordata; Actinopteri; Kurtiformes; Apogonidae. Gene Ontology annotation, cellular component: Atg12-Atg5-Atg16 complex; autophagosome membrane; phagophore assembly site membrane. The record is from RefSeq and is a predicted model, not a curated record. Gene Ontology annotation, biological process: autophagosome assembly. The coding region runs from base 185 to 2044 and encodes 619 amino acids.
GAAGUUCGUCUCUGGAGUCAAAAUGGAGCUGCGUUGGAGCGAGGCGGCUGAGGAGGCUGAUGUCGGUUAACUAGAGACCUGGGACCGUUUAACCGUCCACAAACCCGAAACACACCGGAGCGGCGCACGGACGGUGUCUGGGAGGACCGAGCCACAGUCCGAGACGCACUUAGAUGGUGCGGUCAUGGCGGAGAAGCAGGAGGUGUGGAAGAGACACAUCUCAGAGCAGCUGAAGCUCCGAGACCGAGUGCAGAGGCAACCCUUCGAGGAGAUCUUCCACCAGUAUAACCGUCUGCUGGAGAAGUCGGACCUACAGGCCGUGCUGUCAGAGAGAUACCAGGCCGACAAGUAUGAGGUCCAGAGAGGACACGAGGCCAGCUCGGGCUCUGACUCGGGUCGCAGCGACGCUCUGCAGCAGGAAAUGGCCCAGAUGAGAAUCAAACACCAGGAGGAGCUGACGGAGCUGCACAAGAAACGAGGAGAGCUCGCUCAGAAUGUCAUCGAGCUCAACAACCUGAUCCAGCAGAAGGAGAAGGAGAUCCAGAGCAACGAGGCCAAGAUGUUGGAGUUCCAGCAGCAGAUCAGCAGUUUGGAAGGCGACUGCAGAGACCUGAAGACCUGCCUCCAGGAUCUGGAGAGAGCCAAUCAAACGCUUAAGGACGAGUAUGACGCCCUGCAGAUCACCUUCAGCGCUCUGGAAGAGAAGCUGAGGAAAACCACGGAGGACAACCAGGAGCUGGUGUCCCGUUGGAUGGCUGAGAAGGCCCAGGAGGCGAACAGGCUGAACGCUGAGAACGAGAAGGACAGCAGACGCAGACAGGCCAAGCUGCAGAAGGAGUUGGCCGACGCCGCCAAGGAGCCUCUGCCCAUCGACCCGGACGACGACAUCGAGGUCCUGGCAGAGGAUUCUGGGAAAGGAGGCGGGGAGACGUCACCAAACAGGCCGCUCAGUCGAACCCCCAGUAAGAAGAUCUCCCAGCCGCCCCCUGGUGGCCUCCUGGACUCCAUCUCCAACAUCUUUGGCGUGUCUGAGUGUGUUCAGCCUGGACUCCUCCCUCCACACUGCAGCAGGCGUCGAUCUGCCAACUCCUUCAGCACGUCACCAGAAAACACUGAAACGCCAUCAGGAGUGUGCGCCGAGGUCCGAGUCCCGACCACAGCGCUGCAUGUCUUUGAGGCCCAUGACGGCGAGGUAAAUGCCGUGAGGUUCAGCCCUGGCUCUCGUCUCCUAGCAACAGGAGGGAUGGACCGGCGGGUGAAGCUGUGGGAGGUCAUCUCCGGUCGUUGUGAACCUAAAGGAGCGCUGACCGGCAGCAACGCUGGAAUCACCAGCAUCGAGUUUGACAGUGCUGGCUCGUACCUGCUGGCGGCAUCCAACGACUUCGCCAGUCGCAUCUGGACCGUGGACGACUACAGACUGAGGCACACGCUGACAGGCCACAGCGGGAAGGUUCUGUCCGCUCGCUUCUUAUUGGACAAUGCCCGCAUUGUCUCCGGGAGCUACGACCGGACACUCAAACUGUGGGACCUCCGCAGCAAAGUCUGUAUGAAAACGGUGUUCGCAGGUUCCAGCUGUAACGACAUCGUCUGCACUGAACAGUGCGUCAUGAGUGGACACUUCGACAAGAAAGUUCGUUUCUGGGACAUCAGGGCAGAGAGUAUCGUCCGUGAGUUGGAGCUGCUCGGCCGAGUCACGUCUCUGGACCUGAACCACGACCGAACGGAGCUGCUGACCUGCUCCAGAGACGACCUGGUGAAGAUCAUCGACCUGCGCACCAACGCCGUCCGCCAGACCUUCAGCGCUCAGGGGUUCAAGUGCGGCGCCGACUGGACCCGGGUCACCUUCAGUCCUGACGGCAGCUACGUAGCUGGAGGAUCAGCUGAUGGAGCGCUGUACGUCUGGAAUGUCCUGACGGGAAAAGUGGACCGAACUCUGGACCGGAACCACAACUCCGCCAUUAACUCGGUGUCGUGGUCGCCGUCGGGGGCGUACGUCGCCAGCGUGGAGAAGGGCAGCAAGGCCAUCCUGUGGUCCGACAUGUGAGCGGGCGGGGCUACGGGAGUGGACGGACGCUGACCGGCGGCGGCGGUGAGGGGCCGGACGUUUGGGCUCUGACUCCGCCUUCACGUUUAAAACUCAGCUUGAAUCGUCAGACGCCCGGUGCGUUUCCAGGCGUCUGACGCGGGACGGUCCAGCUCAGAUGGACUCACGGACAAAAACAAAGUCUGCAGCGACGAGACGAGACUAACGUGUGUGUUUGGAAAAAUAUGUCGAACAAUAAAACCCAAAUAAUCCUGUUUAUUGAUGUGACUGUGGAGGCGAUGUGUGAUUGUAGAGUCCUGAGGCAGCCACCAGGGGGCAGCGACGCAACAGGACAGGAGGACGAGCUUCAUCCAGCAGGUACAUCCACGUCAGUCACAUCCUGAAAUCAGUCCAAUCCACUUUAAAGAAACACGCAGAGCAGAAAACCCACUAAAAUACUGAUUAGAUCCUUUAACUCGGAUCAGAAAUGUGUCCUCGACAUGAUGAUUAUUAAAGGAAGCGAAUGAAAAAUAUUUAUUUCUGUUGCACAAAGUCAUGUUUUUUCUGUGAUAAUGUUUCCUCCUGUGAAAAAAUGUUAAAUAAAACCUUUUCAGGUCAAAACCUC